Messenger RNA from Magnolia sinica, 3415 nucleotides. Its product is annotated as respiratory burst oxidase homolog protein B-like. Gene Ontology annotation, cellular component: plasma membrane. The record is from RefSeq and is a predicted model, not a curated record. The coding region runs from base 547 to 3231 and encodes 894 amino acids. NCBI's taxonomy places the organism in Eukaryota, Viridiplantae, Streptophyta, Magnoliopsida, Magnoliales, Magnoliaceae. Gene Ontology annotation, molecular function: calcium ion binding; peroxidase activity; NAD(P)H oxidase H2O2-forming activity. The transcript is spliced from 12 exons.
CUCUUCUUCUUUUUUAAAUCUUUUUUUGGUUUUUUCUUUCAUAUCUAUAUGAGGGAGGUUGGGUAGGAAAGAAUCCAAGUCAACUCGGACGAGUUCGAGUCUGAAAACCAUAGUUUUGGAGUUCAUUUCAUUAUCAGCCUCCAUUUUCCUCACUACCCGACCAAAUCAAACUACUGCAUGUUUCACGUACAACACUUUCUUUCCCGCCAAAGCCGCCUCACUCAAGCAGAACAUCUAGCCCAUGCAAAAGGUGGACCCAGUCGUGAAAAUCAAUCCCCACCUCUUCCAACGGCUCUGAUGCUACAUGUCUCACCAAAAUUAUCAUUUUCAUACGAUAACACCAUUUUUUGAAAAUAUCUUAUAUAUUCAAGGGCAAAUUAGUCAUUAUAUAUUUUUUAAAGUACGAAAAAAGAAAAUUCCACGACUCAUAUUGGUUUUUUGAACCGUCCGAGUCAACUCAGCGAUUUUUAAGAUCUGAAAGGCUAACACUCAUCUCUUUUCCUUCAGAGAAGCGAAUUCAUUGAGGAAAUCAUCUAAAAGGAAGAGAUGGGUUCUGGAAGUGAAAAGGAGGAUCUCGAGCACCGACUCGACCCGAGUUCCGAGUCGGAAAGCGUGGGAAGCAGUCACCGAGUUGCUUUCAGCGGUCCUUUGAGCGGGCCUUUGAGCGGCAACAGAAAAUGCGGGAACAGAAGGAGCGCGCGACUCAAAGACGAGGAAUCCUACGUGGAGAUAACGCUCGACGUUAGGGAGGAUUCCGUUUCCGUUCACGGCGUUAAGGGAGGGAGUACGGAAAUAGCGAGUACACUCGCGAAGACCCUCGAGCGAAGGCCUUCUUCGCUGGGAUCGCAGCUGUCGUUUAAGCUCAAGCAGGUGUCGCAGGAGCUGAGGAGGAUGACUUCUUCCAGAAGGUUCUCGAAGAUUGAUAGGAGCAAGUCAGGUGCGGCACGUGCCCUCCGUGGGCUACAGUUCAUGACCAAGAGCGUUGGUGGAGCAGAAGGGUGGGCCCAGGUUGAGAAACGGUUCGAUGAGCUGGCCGUUGAUGGGGUCCUCUCCAGGUCUCAGUUCGGUCCGUGCAUAGGAAUGAAAGAGACGCAGGAGUUCGCCGGAAGAGUAUUCGAUGCAUUGUCUCGGAGGAGAGGGAUAACGUCUUCUUGCAUAAGCAAGGACGAGCUUCGCGAGUUUUGGGAGCAGCUUUCAGACCAGAGCUUCGACUCCAGGCUGCAGACCUUCUUUGAUAUGGUAGAUAAGGAUGCGGAUGGACGGAUCACAGAAGAAGAAGUAAAAGAGAUUAUCACACUCAGCGCUUCAGCCAACAAGCUUUCCAAGAUCCAAGAACGCGCGGAUGAAUACACGGCUCUGAUCAUGGAAGAACUGGACCCCAACAACCUCGGAUACAUAGAGGUGUACAACCUGGAAAUGCUACUCCUGCAGGCGCCGAUCGAGCCGAAGGCGAAGAUGACGACGAACAGCCGCAGCUUGAGCCACGUCCUCAGCCAGAAGCUGGUCCCCACGAAGGAGCCGAACCCGAUCCGACGGCUGUACCGGAAGAUCGCCUACUUCGUCCAGGAUAACUGGAAGCGUAUAUGGGUGAUUGCACUGUGGCUGUCCAUUUGUGUGGGCCUCUUCACGUGGAAGUUCAUCCAAUACAAGCAUCGAGCCGUAUUCGACGUGAUGGGCUACUGCGUUACCACGGCUAAGGGAGCCGCAGAGACACUGAAGUUCAACAUGGCCCUCAUUCUGCUUCCAGUGUGUAGGAACACCAUCACAUGGCUGAGAAGCAGGACCAUGCUUGGGGCUGUAGUGCCCUUUGAUGAUAAUAUCAACUUCCAUAAGGUGAUAGCAUUUGGUAUCGCGAUCGGAGUGGGCCUUCACGCAGGUGCGCACUUAACUUGUGAUUUCCCUCGCCUCCUACAUGCGACCGAUGAAGAAUAUGAGCCGAUGAAGCCGUUCUUCGGCGACAAUCGGCUGCCAAACUACUGGUGGUUCGUCAAGGGGACGGAAGGGUGGACCGGGGUCGUGAUGGUGGUGCUAAUGGCCAUAAUGUACAUAUUGGCCCAGCCAUGGUUCCGACGCAACAAGCUCAAGCUCCCGAAGCUGCUGCGAAAGCUCACCGGCUUCAACGCGUUCUGGUACUCCCACCACCUGUUUGUGAUUGUCUAUGUGCUCUUCAUCAUACACGGCAUCUUCCUCUACCUCAGCAAGAAAUGGUACAAGAAAACGACAUGGAUGUAUCUGGCAGUCCCUAUUAUUCUCUAUUCAUGCGAACGCCUUAUUCGCGCCUUCAGGUCCGGGCACGAGUCAGUGAAGAUUCUCAAGGUAGCAGUUUACCCGGGAAACGUACUCGCGCUGCACAUGACUAAACCCCACGGUUUUAGAUACAAGAGCGGACAGUAUAUCUUCGUCAAUUGCGCUGAAGUAUCCUCUUUCCAAUGGCAUCCCUUCUCCAUCACAUCGGCCCCAGGAGACGAUUACCUGAGCAUUCAUAUCCGUACGUUAGGUGACUGGACAUCACAGCUCAAAAUGGCCUUCUCUCAGGUCUGCCAGCCACCCUCUUCUGAUCAAAGCGGCCUCCUACGAGCAGACCCCAUGCAAGGCGAACAUGUUCCAAGGUUCCCAAGGCUCCUUAUCGACGGCCCAUACGGCGCUCCUGCCCAAGACUACACAAAAUACGAUGUCCUACUCCUUGUUGGGCUCGGCAUCGGUGCGACGCCAUUGAUCAGCAUACUCAAGGACGUGCUAUAUCACAUCAAACAGAAGGAGAUGGACGAGAUUGAAGUAGAGGAUGGUGGGCCCAGACCCAAUAGGAAGCCUUUCGCUACGAGCCGGGCCUACUUCUACUGGGUGACCCGCGAGCAGGGGUCAUUUGAGUGGUUCAAGGGCGUGAUGAAUGAGAUCGCUGAGAUAGAUCACGGUAGGGUGAUCGAGCUCCACAACUACUGCACCAGCGUCUACGAGGAAGGGGACGCACGGUCUGCACUCAUCACCAUGCUACAAUCAUUACACCAUGCCAAGAACGGUGUCGAUAUAGUGUCCGGCACGCAUGUAAAGACGCAUUUUGCUAGGCCCAAUUGGCGCAAUGUGUUCAAGCACGUCGCGGUUAACCACCCCGACAAACGCGUCGGUGUAUUUUACUGUGGGGCGCCCGGAUUAACAGGGGGAUUACGAAAAUUAUCAUGCAAAUUCUCUCGAAAGACAUCAACAAAGUUCGAUUUUCAUAAGGAGAAUUUCUAGGAGAGCUUUUGUGUAAAUAUAUUACAAGUUUGAAAUUUUUUUUAUAGGCAUUUAUAUAUGUUAUUCUUGAACAAAAGCAAUGUGAUGUUUUCUUAUAGAUGAUAAUAUGGCUGUAAAGCUUGGAAAAUCUGAAAAUUACAAAUGUGAACAUCCAUUUCAAUGAGUGUAAUUUUUUAGUGUUUCA